AUUGACAUCCAUCACUUUUACUCACAGCUGCUGCCAUUGUCAAGACAACAGGAGAUGCCAUGUCUUUCUCUUACGAACAGCAACAGCUCCAAGCGGAGUUUGAUCAAGAAACUAGUAGUAGUAUAGCUGAUGCUGACGAAGGUUCCUCUUCGCCGGUAUCAUUAUUUCUGCUGUUUUGCAAUGUUCUUUGGUUUCUGGUGGCCGCUGGCACGUACAUCUACUUUCCUCGUCUGGUAAAACUGGGACAGCGACGGCAAGAGCUUGGAAAGUGGAUUGCACUGGUGCGGCAACAACGAGACAAAAAGGUUCACAAGGUACUCUUGCAGCAGCAGAAACGAGUUGAACCAAACGAAAGUGAUGAUUGUUGGAAGACGGCCACACAGACGCGACACGAAAUUCUGCAAGGAACAUUGCAAGCCCACGAAAACAUCUCCCUGUUGGCCCAUCGGUGUCGUAAGUUUGGUCGGAGCAAACAGAUCAAUGCCAUUACCGAAGAACUCUACGAUGAGGCAUUUCAAGCGGCAUCAAACUUGGCAAACUUUCAAGAAAAGGACGGCAUUGAGCCUCCUCCCCUGUUUGGAGUCCCAGUGUGUGUCAAGGAAUGGAUUGGCGUCAAGAAUACGUAUGCUACGGCGGGCAUGACAUGUCGUCUCCUUCGUCCCGACAAACAGGAUUGUCUCUUGGUGGAAACACUUCGAACGGUUGGUGGGGCCAUUCCACUCGUCAAGGGAAAUGUUGUGCAAAUGCUCAUGCUUGCCGAAACACACAAUCGCAUUUGGGGCACAACCACCAAUCCUUAUGAUCUGGCGCGAACUCCAGGGGGGUCAUCAGGAGGUGAUGCCGCUUUGGUGGCAAUGGGAUGCGUACCCUUGUCCGUCAGCUCCGAUGGAGCCGGGUCUAUUCGAAUACCGGCAUGCUACUGUGGCAUUGUUGGAUUCAAACCAACCACUUGGAGAUCGUCGCUGAAAGAUUGCAUCAAGCCUCGUUCGGAGGAUAAACAUGGCAUAUCCAUUGCGCUUUCCACAACCAUUGGACCCAUGGCCCGGUGUGUCGACGAUUGCAUCCUUUACAUGAAGGCGAUUUGUGUCCCGCACUUGUUUCGAAACGCAGAUCCGGCGCAUUCACCACCCGUACCGUUCCGUUAUGAGGAGCUCUACAAUCAACCAAAAAAGCUCACCAUUGGAUACUUUGAAACGGAUGAUUGGUAUGAACCGUGCACCGCAUCCAAACGAGCCUUGCGAGAAACCAUACACAAUCUACAAACAAUGGGUGGACACAAGUGUGUACGGUUCGAACCACCGAGCAAUGGAUGGGACCACUUCGGAUUGCUUAUUCGAAUCAAUGCUUCCGAAGGAAUUGGAAGGGUCGUGCGAGAAGCGUUAGAUGGGGAACUACCCAUAGCGGAAAUUCAAACGAUGCUUUGGGCAGACAUGGUACCAAUACCCCUUUGGGCUGUGCCUAUAAUAACGUGGUUGAUUCGGCUGGUCAUGGGGCCUCGAAUGGCACAUUUGUUCCAAGCCAGCAAGGAUAUCUCCACCGUCUAUCAGGUUUGGCAAGCAAUGGCCGACUUGAUGGAACUACGAAGCAAAUGGUCAGACGCAGUGAAGGAGGCGGGGGUGGAUGUCAUUCUGCACCCGGCCAUGCCAACACCUGCACCAUUUCUGGGAACUGCAAAGGACAAUCCAAACGUCAGUUACAUGCAAAUUGCGCCUUUGUUAGGAUGGCCCAGUGGAGUGGUGCCAGUGACAACCAUUCAACGCGACGAACAACAUUUCUAUAAUGACAAGACAAAGGGGGAAGCUCUUCCCAGAGAUCAGACAGAUCAUUUUGCGCGAGCGGCCGCCAAAGUCAUGGAGAAAAGUUCUGGGCUGCCAAUGAGUGUCAGCAUACUGGCACCAGCAUUUCGGGAUGAGACAUGUCUCUACGCGAUGAAGGAGAUUGAAAAAAUUGCCAACUUUCAAUCCAAACCGCAGGCAUAUCUACAACCCGUCAGCUAGCUACCAGGUAGCUGCUUUAAAAUAGAGCAUGAUUGGGUUAGCAGCCACGGAUUAAGUUGUUGGUAUGUGGGUUGGUGUGUGCAGGGGCUGGUUCAGUACCGGUACCGGUAGUGGCUAAUGUCUAAGUAGAAACUUCAUCGAAAACAAAUGGAUGGCAUGGGCAGUGCUCCGUUGGCUUCAGAACCCCAAGAGAUCCCAGCCCAGUCAGCUACAGGGUGCGAGUCGAGUCCCGACGUUUUAGCUGUUCCACUUAAACCUCGUCGUCCGCACCAGAUAAAAGAAAAGCAAUGAGACUGGGGCGCGUCGAUAUGUCAACUCUUCAAGACCAACGGUGCUAACGGUAGGCACCUCUACCAUGUCAUCUACCGGUUGCAUGAAGUAGUCGCGAUGCGAUUUUAAAAUAUUAUGUAUUUCUAACUUUUACGUAAGCGUAGAGUUGC
This is a messenger RNA of Seminavis robusta, 2437 nucleotides long. NCBI's taxonomy places the organism in Eukaryota, Bacillariophyta, Bacillariophyceae, Naviculales, Naviculaceae. The record is from the annotation of a GenBank genome assembly.